Molecule: messenger RNA, 3398 nt
Organism: Emiliania huxleyi CCMP1516
Lineage: Eukaryota; Haptophyta; Isochrysidales; Noelaerhabdaceae
Exons: 12
Coding region: 1-3240 (1079 amino acids)
Molecular function (GO): metal ion binding; nucleic acid binding
Source: RefSeq, a predicted model, not a curated record
AUGUACGGCUGGAAGAGCCAGCCCGGCUUCAUCAGCUUCGACCGCAAGCAGGGUGGUGGCGCAGCCGCCUGGACCUGCACCCUCUGCGGCACCGUCAACCUCAAGGCUGACUUUGACGUCGUCUGUAAAAAGUGCAAGGCGCCGCAGCAGAUGGGCGAGGAGAUGGAGGUGGCGCCCCACACCAUCGUGACCCAGACGCCGUACGAGGCCGACGCUGCGCCGAAAGCGAGCUUUGCGCCGGGCAGCAAAGGGCUCAUGCAGCCGGACGGCGCGAUGCUCUUCAAGACGCGGCUGUGCACAAACUUUCAGGCGAGCGGGCAGUGCCCAUUCGCCGAGAAGUGCCAUUUCGCGCACGGCGAGGAGGAGCUGCGCGACAAGCGCACGGGCCUCCAGCGCAACGCCGCGAUGCAGGCCGGCCACAACAUCCAGGGCAUGGCGGCGCACGGCGCCGCCGCCGGCCUCGCGGCGCUCGCAGCGGCGCAGGUGGGUCUGCGAAUCGGGCAGUCGGCGGCGGCCGACAUGGCGACGCCGUGGACGAGGUCGGGGCAGCCGCUUCUCCCGGGCGCCGCCGCGGGCCUCCUCUCGCCGCCGGGUGCCCCGGGCUCGCUCGCGCCUCCGCCUCCGCCCGGCCUGCCUCCCGGCUGGGGAGGGAUGGCUCCUCCUCCUCCUCCGCCGCCGCCGCCGCCGCCGCCGCCGCCGCCGCCCUUCCCACCUCCGCCGCCGCCGGGCGCGCCGCCGCCCGCGGUGCUGGCUGCGGUCGCCAAAGCCCGCGCAGAGGCCAGCGGCGGCGGCGACGACGAGAGGCGGCGCGAAAAGGCGGCGAAGAAGGCGGCCAAGGCGGAGCGGCGGGAGCGUCGGCGUCGGCGGGACAGCUCGAGCGGAAACGAGGCGGAGGAGGAGCGCAAGGGGCGCAAGGGGCGCAAGGAGCGCAGCAGGGAGGGCUUGACCAAGGUCGGGCGCGGGCACAGCUUCCCGCUUCAGCUGCCUGCCGCGGGCAAGGAGAUGGGCACCGUCAAGAUCUUUGUUCUGGACAAGGGGUACGGGUUCAUCCUCCCCGACUCGGGCGGGGGGGACGUGUACUGCCACGCCGAGAACCUGCUCGACGGCACUGCGAUGCUCGAGGGGGCACGCGUCUGCUACACGCCCGCCGUCGACCACGAGCGGGGAGGGAAGCGGGUCACCGGAGGGUACAUCGACCCGCGCCGCCCGCCGCCGCCCGCGAGCGUCGUCGCCUACCUUACAAGUGGCGCGGGGCGCAAUGGCGCGGCGGGCGGCGCGGGAGCUGCUGCUUCGGCGCUGCCGGGAUCCGUCGCCUCCGCUCUCGCCGCCGCGGCCGUCGCCUCCACGACAGGAAUGCCGCCGCCGCUGCCGCCGCCGCCGCCGCCGCCGCCGCCGCCGCCGCCGCCGCCGCUCUCGUCCGCCGCCGCCGCCGCCGCCGCCGCCGCGACAGCCGCAGUCGCCGCCACCGCCGCCGUCGUGCAGCAGCAGCUCGGCGAGGCGUACCCGACGACCGAGGCGAUCGACCGGAUGCUCGACGACUGGGCGGUGGCCAAGCGCCGGAGGGACUUUGCGACCGCCGACCGACUGGCGGCCGAGCUGCGCCCGCUCGGCGUCGACCCGAACAUCGCCCGACCGCCCGGCUCGCGGCUGAGCGACGUCAACGCCUACCUGCGGGCGGAGCCGGCGAGCGCUGCGGGAUGGUACGCGAACAACACCGCGGCGGCGGCGGCAGCUCAGCUCGCCGGCGGCGGCGGCGGCGGCGGCGGCGGCGCGGGGGACGGCGGUCUGGCCGAAGGUCAGCUCGUCGCCGGCUUCCCGGACUGGCUCGUCUCGCUGAUGGGGACGGAGGCGCAGGUGCGGCACGCGCGCGCAGAGGUGCAGGACGCCGCCGAGCUCAAGGCGAGGAGCGGUCGCGCGGCGCGGUUCGCGUCCGAGGCGGGCAAGGGCGCAAAGGCCGAGCUGCGGCAGGGGGCGUCGGCGCUCGAGCUUGGCGCGGUGGUGGCUGGCGCGGUGGAGGGGCAGUCGACGGCGCUGGAGAAGAGCUACCUGCGGCUCACUGCGCUGCCGCGGGCGGACGAGGCGCGCGGCCCGCCGACACACCAUGUCUCCGCGGUGCGGCCGCUGCCGGUGCUCAACGACGCCUUCGAGCUCGCGAUCCGGCAGGACCUGACGGUGCAACACCUCUCGUCGCUCCCCGCGGCGCAGCGCGCAGAGGGCGGCGUCGGCGUCUCGCCCGAGGACGGGCCACGCGCGCGCUUCGCCCUCGCCGUGUACGAGUACCACGCGCGCCUCGCGCUCGCCGCCGGCGACGAGGGCGAGUUUGCGCAGUGCCAGGCGCAGCUGGUCCCUCUGCACGCGGCGGGGCUGUCGGAGCACGCCGCAGAGUUCGCAGCGUACCGGAUUCUCCACUGCGCCGCAUCGCGGGCCCCCUCGCUGCCCGACGAGCUCCGCACCGUCGCCCUUGGCCUCGCGCCGCCGGAGCUGGCGGCGCCGCCCGUCGCCCAGGCGAUCGCAGUGGUCACCGCCCUCCAGCGCGGCGACGCGGCCGCGUUUUUCCGCGAGGCUGGCCGCAUGCACAACCGCGGCGACGCGCUAGUCGCGCCUCUGGUGGAGCAGCAGCGCGCGCGCUCGCUGCGCGUCCUCUGCGCCGCCUUCAAGUCGCCGGCGCCCUCCGCGCUCCCGACCCUCCCGCUCCGGCUCGCCGCCGCCGCCCUCGGCUUCGGGGACGACACCGCCGCGUGCGACGCGUGGCUCAAGGGCCAGGCCACGAGUCUCAAGCUGACCGGUGGCGGCGAGAGCGGAGGCGGCGAGAGCGGGGGCGGCGAGAGCGGAGGCGGCGGCGAAGGCAGGGGUGACGGAGGCGGCGGCUGCGGCAAGGCCGAGGUGGCGGGCCCCUCUGCCGGCACCGCUAAGGCUGCCACCGCCAAGGCUGCCAGCUCUCAGGCGUCAGCACCGGCUGCCGACGUGGAGCUCCCCGCCGCGGCGCCGUCCGCCACGGCACCUGUUGAUACCGCCGCUCCUGCCGCCGACACGCUUUCCAACGCCGCCGCUGCCGCCGCCGCUCCAGCCACCGCCGCUCUUGCCGCCGCUCCUGCCGCCGCCCCCGCCGCCACCGCUUCAGCAGCCGCCGCUCUUGCCGCCGCUGUGCCCGCUCCCGCCGAGCCACCCAAGAAGAAGCGGACGGCACGUUCGGAGCGUGCUCCGUACGUACCCCCGGGUGCACGUGCUCGCCAAAAGUAGCUCAUGGUUUUGCCAUUUUGGGGCGCGCGGGGGAUCCCUUCCCCGCGACGCGCGAGAGGCAGCUCGCUGACCCCCGCGCGGCGGCGCGCGGGUCCGCGGGGCACCUCAGACCGCUCUCUGUCGAAAAGCCUUUCUUACAAGUCGUAUAUUUCAGUACA